Lindgomyces ingoldianus is the source of this 1203-nucleotide messenger RNA. Its product is annotated as DUF833-domain-containing protein. The transcript has 2 exons. NCBI's taxonomy places the organism in Eukaryota, Fungi, Ascomycota, Dothideomycetes, Pleosporales, Lindgomycetaceae. Gene Ontology annotation, cellular component: Golgi apparatus. The record is from RefSeq and is a predicted model, not a curated record. The coding region runs from base 34 to 993 and encodes 319 amino acids. Gene Ontology annotation, biological process: Golgi organization; protein secretion.
AGUAGAGUACAGGCGUUCCUGUAGGUUUCCAGAAUGUGUAUCGCCAUUGUUACCACUGAGCAUCCUCAGUACCCGUUCAUCCUCCUGAACAACAGAGAUGAAUACUUGCAUCGUCCAACAGCAGAUGCAACAUGGUGGCCAGAACCCGACUCCCAAGUCCUCGGAGGCUACGAUCUGCAUCGUCCCGUCCACGGUACUUGGCUUGGCGUGACUCGUCAGGGUCGAGUCGCAGUCCUCACCAAUUACCGCGAAGAGGGCGAAGCAAUUGUUGAAGGGGCCCGAAGUCGGGGUCUUAUUCCGAAUGCCUGGCUGAAAUCUGACCCGAAAGUGGACGAGUCGUCGGAGCAGUUUGCGAAGAGGCUUGUAGAGGAAGAUGGGGUAAGAGGAGUUGGGGGCUUCAGCCUGCUGUAUGGAAAGAUCCAGGAUGUUGUCAAAGGGGGAAGGAAAGGCCUUGCAAUCAUCUCUAACCGCACUCCGGAUGCUGCUGGCUUGAUAUGGGUGGCCGGGAAAUCCCACGAGACCUACGCUCUCAGCAAUGCCGCCUAUGGUGACCGAUCCUGGCCGAAGGUCGUAAACGGAGAAAAGGAGGUCAAAGCCGCUAUCGAUGCGAGCGUGGAGAAAAGGGAAAGCAAGGAGAAAUUACUUGAGAGGUUGUUUGCCGUUCUUUGCCAUGACACAAUGCCCAGGCAGAAGGAAAAUGAAGAGUGGGACAUGUAUCUGAACCAACUACGCCACAGUAUUUUCGUUCCUGCCGUUGGAAAGGAUGAUCUGGAAGAAAUGAAUAUGCCGGCACAUCCUGUAGGUGAUGUGGUCAAGCACAGAGCCGCCAAUGCCACGUCCGGAUGCUAUGGAACGCAGAAGAAUAUAAUCAUCCUCGUCGAUAACGGUGGGAAGAUGCUCUAUAUUGAACGAUCACUUUUCGAUGGAGAUGCGCAUCCAAUUGAGAAAGGGAAAGGAGACAAAUCGUUUGAAUUCCAAAUCGAAGGGUGGUAGCAGGAAAGCAUCGAAGAAGGCAUAUCGGUUUCAACCAGGGGAUGAAGACGGCGAUUCAGCAUGUUUUUUGUGUUGAAGAUCUCCGCACUACCAGCUUUUCCUUAGAGUUCAAUUCGGCGAAAACGAAACCCCUCCUACAUACAGGUCAGAAAUUUGAUUCCUAUUAACCCUUAUUCUAGAUAGAGAUUAAACAGACUAACUCAAUACUUG